Molecule: messenger RNA, 690 nt
Organism: Thamnophis elegans (Western terrestrial garter snake)
Lineage: Eukaryota; Metazoa; Chordata; Lepidosauria; Squamata; Natricidae
Product: sorting nexin-29-like
Exons: 7
Coding region: 1-675 (224 amino acids)
Molecular function (GO): phosphatidylinositol binding
Source: RefSeq, a predicted model, not a curated record
AUGACAGAUUUCGGUGGUGCUUCUAAAGUCUUGCCAAAUCUUUGGAACGCAGAUAGUGAAAUCUCUCUUCCCGAACAAAAGCAAGUGGAAAACAAUGAGGAACGUGCAAAUUCUUAUGAAAGGAAGCUGAUUGAGGUGGCGGAAAUGCACGGGGAACUGAUCGAAUUCAACGAACGGCUCCACCGUGCCUUGAUGGCCAAAGAGGCCCUCGUGACGCAGAUGAGGCAAGAACUGAUUGAUCUGAGAGGACCACUUCCCGGAGAUCUGAGUCAAACCUCCGAAGAUCAGAGCCUGUCAGAUUUUGAAAUAUCAAACCGAGCGCUUAUAAACGUCUGGAUUCCUUCCGUCUUUCUCCGUGGGAAAGCAGCAAAUGCAUUUCAUGUUUAUCAACUGUACAUCAGGAUAAAAGACGAUGAGUGGAAUGUUUAUCGAAGAUACACGGAAUUCCGAGGGCUUCACCACAAGUUGCAGAUGAAGUACCACCAAGUCCGAAGCUUUAACUUCCCACCCAAAAAAGCCAUCGGAAACAAGGAUGCAAAGUUCGUGGAGGAACGACGGAAGCAGUUGCAAAACUACUUAAGAAACGUGAUGAACAAAGUCAUCCAGGCUCUGCCGGAAUUCAUUGCCAACCCCAAAAAAGAGACUCUCAUCCAACUGAUGCCCUUUUUCGUGUAAGUAUCUCUCGAUCGU